UUAAAAUAAAAAAAUAUCUAAGACUCUAUUUUUUUUAUGGAAAUUAUUUAUCUUUAACGAUGUUACGAUCGUGUUCUUUUCGUAAGCAUAUAGUGAAGAAAUUCAUUCGCUAAUUCAGUUCUGCUAUUGGUCAAUGAAAAAUAUCCGUUUCGUUAUUGGAUGCAAAUAAAAGAAGAUAUCUUUAAUUCAGUAGUGAAAAAGAUACGAGAUUUGUUUUCAAAUAUUUGAAACACUUUUAUUGAGACAGAUUAUAUGACAUCUUUUAGUUAUUAACAUCGUAGUCAAAAUAAGAUAUAUUUAACGUAUUUUUGUGUGUGUGAAUUGAUCCCCUUUUUAUACCGCAUUAAUAUUAAAACAUGUGUAAAUAAGGUUAACUCAUCAGAGAUUACUUAUAUUUUGUGAUGUCUAUUUUAAUCCUACUACUUCUCUGCAAUAAUAACACAUGAAUAUACUACAUAUUUCAAUAAUAUUAUAUUAUAACAUAGAAUGUCUAUUACAAUUUUAAAAUGUCUAGAAAUUGGUUAUAUCAAUUUCUCUAAUGCUUAGUGAAUACAAUGAAAAGUAAAAUGCCACAAUUUCGGAGGAAAAAAUCGGGGAAAUCUUUUCCAGUGAAAGUUUCUACCUUGGAUGCAGAAUUGGAAUUUAAUUUAGAAUGGAGAUCUACAGGAAGAGAUUUGUUUGAUUUAGUGUGCCGUACUAUUGGACUUAGGGAAACAUGGUAUUUUGGUCUUCAAUACGAAGAUUCUAAAGGAUUUAUAUCUUGGUUGAAGUUAGAUAAAAAAGUACAAGAUCAAGGCAUUUCACAACAACCCACUACUCCUUUUAUGUUUCUGGCUAAAUUUUAUCCCGAAGAUGUGUCUGAAGAAUUGGUACAAGAAGUUACACAACAUUUAUUCUUCCUUCAAGUGAAACAAGCUAUUUUGUCGAUGGAUAUUUAUUGUCCUCCAGAAGCUUCUGUUUUACUUGCUUCGUAUGCUGUACAGGCAAAGUAUGGGGACUAUGAUGAAGUUUCAUACCGCCCAGGAAUGCUGGCCAGUGAAGAUCUGCUUCCACAAAGAGUCAUAGAUCAAUAUCAAAUGACUGCUGAAAUGUGGGAAGAUAGAAUUAAAAUUUGGUAUGCUGAUCAUCGUGGAAUGUCUAGAGACGAGGCUGAAAUGGAAUACCUUAAAAUUGCUCAAGAUCUGGAUAUGUAUGGUGUGAAUUAUUUUCCUAUUAGUAACAAAAAGGAAACAAAUUUGUGGCUUGGUGUAACAGCAUUGGGACUAAAUAUCUAUGAAAAGGAAAAUAAGCUCGCUCCUAAAACUACAUUUACGUGGUCUGAAAUUCGACAUAUUAGCUUCGAUGAUAAGAAGUUUGUCAUUAAACCAGUGGAAAAGACAUCGCCAAACUUCGUGUUCUUCUCGCAGAAAGUUCGCAUGAAUAAACUGGUAAAAAAACAGUCAGAUGUUGCCAGCUGGGUGAAGGGUUUGAUAGCUUUAGGGUUGGACGAACAUAAUAGUGACGAAGGUGCUCACAUAUUAUUUGUUAAGAUCCUGGACCUGUGUAUUGGCAACCAUGAUCUAUUUAUGCGAAGACGCAAGCCUGACUCCAUGGAGGUACAGCAGAUGAAGGCUCAAGCCAAAGAAGAGAAGUCACGGAGACAGGUUGAAAGAAAUAAGUUGGCAAGAGAAAAGCAGUUAAGGGAAGCUGCUGAAAGAGAAAAGGCUGCUAUGGAACAACGCCUUUUACAGUAUCAAGAAGAAAUUCGUUUAGCGAAUGAAGCUCUUAGAAGAUCCGAAGAGACAGCAGAUCUUUUAGCUGAGAAGAGUCGGGUUGCAGAAGAGGAAGCAAUGCUCCUUAGUCAAAAAGCCUCAGAAGCUGAACAAGAAAUAACACGAAUUCGGUUAAACAAUAUGAAAGCUGAAGAAGAGAAGGUACAUUUAGAACGAAAGACUAGGGAAGCGGAAUUAUUGACCGAAAGACUGGUACAAGAAUCAGAGAGAAGAGCUGCAGAGGCAGAAAAAUUGAAAGAUGAAUUGUUAAGAGCACGCAUUGCUGAAAAAGAAGCUAAAGAAAAACUUUUAGAAUUUCUUAGUAGAAAUGCUUAUACUGCUGCUAUAACACCCGUUCCAAAUCUGUUCCCUUCGACACAAGUAUUUACAUCAGAUUUACAAGCGGAUCUUCAAAAUUUGCAAUUAGAUACUGAACCUUUACCAUCCGAUUUAACCUCGUAUGAUCUUAUUGCUGAUGGUGAUGUAGAUCAAUUAUCAUUAGAGAUAGAGAAAGAACGAGUUGACUAUUGGGAGAAGAGUAAACAUUUACAAGAACAGUUAAGAGAAUUGCGAUCUGAAAUAGAAGUAAUGAAAGUUGGUGAAAAACAGUGCGAAUUUGAUCAGUUACAUGAGGAACAGAUGAGACUUGGAGAAAAUAAAUAUAGUACAUUAAAAAAAGUUAAAUCAGGUUCUACUAAAGCUAGAGUUGCUUUCUUUGAAGAAUUAUAAUAUAAAAGAAUAUAAAAGAUCUGUGUUAUACAAAAUAUAGGGAUUAACGAUUUUGAAUGUUAUUAAGAAAACAUUCAUUUUUGUUCUUAUAUUUGCAUAUUUCUAUAGCUAAAAAAAAAAAACAAUGAGAAAAGGCUAUGUAUAUGUAUUCAUGUCAUGCAUUCAUAUCAUUUUUCUAAUGAUCAUUAAGCUACUGAAAUUUGUGUUAACAUAUGCCGAUUAUCGGAUUAUAUUUUUAUGAAUUUAUUAAUGACGAACUCUCUUAAUAAUAAUUUUAAAGUUUUAAAACUUUUAUCUUGGAAGAUGAAAGAACAAUAUUAUGUACUUUCUCUGAUUUAUAUGUUUUU
Polistes dominula (European paper wasp) is the source of this 2827-nucleotide messenger RNA. RefSeq names its product ezrin/radixin/moesin family protein merlin (gene Mer). Lineage: Eukaryota; Metazoa; Arthropoda; Insecta; Hymenoptera; Vespidae. Gene Ontology annotation, molecular function: actin binding. The record is from RefSeq and is a predicted model, not a curated record. Gene Ontology annotation, cellular component: cytoskeleton.